Messenger RNA from Myiozetetes cayanensis, 790 nucleotides. RefSeq names its product vitelline membrane outer layer protein 1 homolog. The record is from RefSeq and is a predicted model, not a curated record. NCBI's taxonomy places the organism in Eukaryota, Metazoa, Chordata, Aves, Passeriformes, Tyrannidae.
UCCCCCCCAGUCCCCAGUCCCUCCCAGGGUCGUUGUCCCCGGGGGGGUUUAUAAAGCCCUCGCUGACUUUGGGGGGGUUUUUCUCAGCCAUGGCCCCCUCCCCGUGGCCCUGCCUGGUGGCCCUGGUGGCCCUGGUGGCCCCCCUGGCACGGGGGUGGGACCAGGACUCGCCCACCACCACCCUGUCUGUGGAGAACGGGGGGCCCUGGGGCGAGUGGGGGCCCCCCGAGUUCUGCAACGGGAGGGCUUUGGCCACCGGCUUCCAGCUCAAGGUGGAGCCCAAGGGGUUCCUCAAGGACAACACGGCGCUCAACGGGGUCCGCCUGCUCUGCCAGGGGGAGGGGACAUCGCGGCCACCGAGGGGCAGUGACCGUGGGGAGUGGUCCCGGCCCGAGACGUGUCCCCCCGGGCAGCACCUCGUGUCGUUCCGCCUGCGCGUGGAGGCCCCGCGGGGGCUCUGGGACGACACGGCCGCCAACGCCGUGGCCGCCAUCUGCUCGGGGGGCACCCUGCUGGAGGGCAGGGGCGGCCCCCGCGGCUCCUGGGGCAACUGGAGCCUCCCCUGCCCCGCCCGGACCGGGGUCUGCGGGCUCAGGACCCGCGUGGAGCCCCCCCAGGGCGUGGCCGACGACACCGCGCUCAACGACCUCGAGCUCUACUGCUGCCAGUGAGGGGGGGGGACACCCCCUGGAGCCCCCUGGGACCACCCCAGAUCCCGGGAACCCCCCCUGGAGCCCCCUGAGACCACCCCAGAUCCUGGAAACCCCCCUGGAGCCCCCUGAGACCACCC